UCUUAUUUAAUAUAUAUGUAAUUUAAAUUUUUAAUUCAGAUAAAUUUUGGUAUUAAAAUUUUCUAAAUAAGAAAAAAAAUUACAUCAAUAACAGUAAAUAGAACAUUUAAAUUUAAAUUUUAUUGAUUUCAUUGAUAUUUUUGUUUAACGUUAUUUUUUUAAAUUGUUCAAUUCCGCAAACUAUACAUGUUCACCAAUCAACAUAAUUCUGCACCGCUAAUUUUAUCAAAACCGCACUUGUUCCGCAAACCGCACGAACCGCAGUUAAAUCGUACCGCACUUAAAUUCCGUUCCGCUAAUAUUAUCAAUUCCGCGGUCGCCAUUCAGACCCUUAAAAUCCGAUGAAAUAGUUUUUUUCAAGCCUGUUGGGACUGAUAAAUUCGACCACGUUUAGGGACGGAAACCUUUAAUUGUAUGUCUCACACUCACAUGCAAAUGGAUCGGUCAAAAUUGUCAACUUUGACUUUGAACAUCUCGAGCCGACACAGACACUCUUCUACUCUCUAUUAAUACCAUCCAUUCGUUUCUUUCAACCCCACAACACAACACCAUCAUGAACUCUUCUUAUUCUUUCUCAGUAUUCAUCUUCGCAGCCGUUAUCAUCAUCCGGUGUCUAAACCCCAUCAAAGCCGCCACGUGUCAUCCAGAUGACGAGGCAGGUCUUCUAGCUUUCAAAUCGGGUAUAACCCGAGACCCUUCGGGCAUUCUCAGCUCAUGGAAGAAAGGUACUGCUUGCUGCUCCUGGAACGGUAUCACUUGCCUUACCGGUGACCGAGUCACCGCACUCACGGUCAGUGGACAAUCCGAGGUCGCCGGAAGCUUCCUCUCCGGCACAAUCUCCUCGUCGUUAGCGAAACUCCAACACCUCGAUGGUAUUUACUUGAUGAAUCUCAAAAACAUCACCGGACCUUUUCCACAAUUCCUCUUCCGGUUACCACAGCUAAAAUUCGUUUAUAUCGAGAACAACCGUCUCUCCGGUCCACUCCCGGUUAAUAUCGGUUCGCUAAGCCAGAUUGAAGCGUUUAGCCUGGAAGGAAACCGGUUCACCGGUCCGAUCCCAACUUCCAUUUCCAAUUUGACCAAGCUAUCUCAGCUCAAUCUUGGGGGUAAUCUCUUAACCGGGACAAUACCUUCAGGGAUCGCUAAUCUCAAGCUCAUGUCUUUUCUCAAUCUUGGCGGUAACCGUCUCUCCGGAACCAUCCCCGAUAUUUUCAAAUCCAUGCCGGAGCUCCGAUCUCUCGUUCUCUCUCGCAACGGAUUCUCCGGGAGCCUUCCCCCGUCUAUCGCAUCGCUUGCGCCAAUUCUCAGGUUUCUCGAAGUAGGCCGUAACAAACUCUCUGGGAAGAUUCCAGACUAUCUAUCGAGGUUCAAGGCGCUUGACACGUUGGAUCUCUCACGCAACCAGUUCUCUGGAGUCGUGCCCAAGAGCUUCGCGAAUCUCACCAAAAUCUUCAAUCUUGAUCUCUCACACAAUCUUCUUACCGAUCCUUUCCCUGCUUUGUACGUUAAGGGAAUUGAGUCUCUGGAUCUAUCCUACAAUAAGUUUCACCUCAAAACUAUUCCCAAGUGGGUGACGUCGUCGCCAAUCAUCUUCUCGUUGAAGCUUGCAAAAUGCGGGAUCACGAUGAGCUUAGACGAUUGGAAGCCAGCGGAAUAUUACUUCUAUGAUUUCAUUGAUCUGUCUCAAAACGAGAUCUCGGGGAGUCCGGCCAGGUUUCUGAACCAGACGGAGUAUCUGGUGGAGUUCCGCGCGCCGGGGAACAAGCUCCGGUUUGAUAUGGGAAAGCUAACGUUUGCGAAGACGCUGAAAACGUUACAUCUGUCGAGAAACUUGGUGUUCGGGAUGGUGCCGGCCACGGUUGCUGGACUGCAGACAUUGAACGUGAGUCAGAACCACCUUUGCGGAAAGCUUCCGACAACAAAGUUUCCGGCCAGUGCGUUUGCUGGGAACGACUGUCUUUGCGGUCCUCCACUUUCUCCUUGCAAAGUUUAGCUGAUGUACCGUGACACUUGCAAGUUUAGCUCCAAAUAAGUUUCGUAUUGAUAAGACUCCAAAUAAAAUUUGUAUUAAUAACAAAUAAACUAGUUUUAAGAUUUAAAGAAGGUUCAUUAUAUCGAUAUGUAGUACUUCAGUUUUCAACACUAUUACAUUUUUCUGUUUAGCGA
Molecule: messenger RNA, 2166 nt
Organism: Brassica napus (rape)
Lineage: Eukaryota; Viridiplantae; Streptophyta; Magnoliopsida; Brassicales; Brassicaceae
Product: receptor-like protein 38
Exons: 1
Coding region: 554-1993 (479 amino acids)
Molecular function (GO): protein binding
Source: RefSeq, a predicted model, not a curated record